AUGUAACGAUAAGAGUCAUAAAAGAAUCAGGAAAUGAUAGUUAGAUUCCUUAACUUUUGUGCUAUCUUAAUUUAAAAGAAUGUGAAGGGAUACAUUUAAAGAUAGAGACAUAAAAUUAUAAUGAUGCAUAUCAGAAGAUUCAAAGCUAUUUUAAAUGGAUUUAUUCAAGGUUUUUCAUCAAUUCUAUUUAUUAGGAUAUAGGACUAGAUAAAUAUUGAAAGUCCCUGAUGUGGCUAAGUUAAGAUAAAAUAUUAUAGAAACUGAUGAUGGAAGUAUAUAUUUCAAGAAUUAUAUUAAGCAUAUGGAAAUCCAUAAAUAAGACAAAAAAAGAUAAGAUUAAUAAGAAUGAUUGAAAACUAUUUAUAGAAUGGCCAAUUUUACAAAAAACUAAAAAGAGUGAAGAGUUCUUAGAAAUAAUUCGUUCCUAAUCAAUAUUUGGAUAAUGAAUUUGUUAGUUAAGACUAAAAAUUCUAAUAAAAUUAUUACAAAAAAGCUUAAAAACAACCACUUUAAUAAAACUAAGUUGAGCAUCAAUAUUAUGAUUAGCUAAUACAAAAUGAAUAUUCAGAAUAACCAUAACAAUAUUAUUAAGAGUAUAUGCAAUAGAAUUCUUAAAUUCAUGAUAAAAGCCAUUCCAAUUCUAAUUUAUCAGGAUAAUAUCAUCAAUCAUAAAGAUUUGAUAAUUAAUAAGAUGAAAGACCAAUUAGAUCAAAAAAUUAAACUAAUUUUUCAAUUCAAGAUAGGACAACACCUGAAAGAAAUUCAUAUGAUGGUGAUAGACCAAUAUGUGGAAAGGGUAAAUAUACUUAUGAAGAAGAUGAUCGACCAAUAAAUGCAAAAAAUAAUGCUAAUAUUUAUAAUAAUUAUGAAGAUGAAAGACCUAUUGCUUCAAAAAAGGCAAAUAAUUAUUAUGAAGAUGAUAGACCUAUAGCUGCAAAAAAUAUAAAUGCAUAUAAUUAAUAUCAGGAUGAAAGACCAAUCAAAAAAGGAAAAGAUAUUUAUUAAUAAGAAUAAGAAUAAUAUGUAGAUAAUGAUAGACCAAUUGCAAGUACAGGAAAAUAUCAAUAAUUUGAGGAUGAAAGACCAUUAGGUGGUAAAGGUUAAUAUGAUAUACCUGCAGAUGAACUACCUAUUAGUGGAAAGGGUACUUAUGGUAAUUUUGAAGAUGAAGAAGCACCUCCAAAGAAAUAAAAGCCACCUCCCAGAAAAAAGAAUGAAUAAAAAAAGGAGAAUAAAUAAAUUGAGGAGAGAUAACAAAAUAUUUAUGAUAAUUAAAAUGAAAAUGAACCACCUUUAGGAAAAAUGUAAAAUGAAGAUUUUAAUGAUCAAGAAAAACCAAAACCUAAAAAGAAAGAUCCUAAACUAUUAGAAAAUCUUAAAAAAAGAACAAAAUAUGAUCCAAGAAAAGCAAUAUAGGAAGCUAAGAAAAAAUAAGAAGAAUAAUAAUAAGUUGAAUAAAUUGAUGUUGAAGAUGUAGUUGAAUAAUAAGAGAAAGAAGACCUUCCUUAACAAUAACAGUAGGUUCCUUAAAAAAAAUAGGUUUUAUCAUAAAAAAAUCUUUAAGAAAGGUAAUAAUCACCUAAACCAAAUAAACUUAAUUUGAGUGCGACUCCAGAAAAAUAAGCACCUUCAGUUGAAUAAGUUGGAGAAUGCUCACCUAAAGAUGAUGCUUCUGAUUAAAAGCCAAAGAAUUUUUUAAAAAGAAAAUCUAAAUAAAUUCCAUUAAAAAAUCCAAAAGUAGAUCCUAAAACCGUUAAAUCAAAAGUAAAAAAUUGUUGGAAUGCUGGAAAUACAAUGGAUGAUCCAGAGUUUGAUUGCAAUGAGGAUAUACCUUAAAGUCCUAAAGCUUAUAUAAAUAAUAAAUCUCCUUCUAGAAGGUUUGAAUAAAAGGGAUCAGACUAAUAAUUAAAUUAUUAAUAAUAAUAAUAAUAAUAAUUAUAAUAAUAAUAACUAAUAUAAUAAUAAUAGAUUUAAUAAAAUAAAUCAUAGGGCCCAUUACAUGUGUAAGUGUAAUUAGUUCAAGAGAAUUUAUCAUAAUAUUAAAUAAAUCCGAGCCAUUAAGCUAAUCAUUUGUAAUAGUAGAAAAAGUAAUCUAUUCAACUUGAUGAAUUGGAAAGAGCUUAUUAUUCAAAGUACACCUAAAAAUUAGAAAGUAUAUGAAAUUGAUUAAUAAUUUAGCGACUAAAAUGAAUCUUAAAGUGUUGGAUCAAGAAAGAUAAUAAAAUUCAAGAGGAGUUCCAAUAAUUACAACUAAAUCCAGAUUUUUUACUUCAUUCAGAGUUAAUGAUUUUGAAAGACUCUUAGCCUAGUUAGAGGAUUAAUAUAAUAAAUUGCAAAUAUCAAAAUGA
Paramecium primaurelia is the source of this 2348-nucleotide messenger RNA. The record is from the annotation of a GenBank genome assembly. NCBI's taxonomy places the organism in Eukaryota, Ciliophora, Oligohymenophorea, Peniculida, Parameciidae.